Miscanthus lutarioriparius is the source of this 1005-nucleotide messenger RNA. The record is from the annotation of a GenBank genome assembly. NCBI's taxonomy places the organism in Eukaryota, Viridiplantae, Streptophyta, Magnoliopsida, Poales, Poaceae.
AUGGCUGUCCUCGCCACAAAGAGCCGCCCCAGCGCCGCCGAAGAAUGCAAGGAUCGCCGAGGAAGAAACGGCCGCCACAGCGCUGCUGAAGAAUUGAAGGAUCGGCCAGCUGGAAGAAACGACAAGGUGCGGAUCACUUCCAUAGAUUCAUACGAGAUGGUUAAGAAGAUCGGUGAGGGAGCGUACGGAGCCGUCACGAAGGCCCGUCACAUCGACUCCGGCGAGACUGUGGCCAUCAAAUCAAGCAUCAACGCCGGCGGCGAGGCGGCGGCGGCAUUACUGCGGGAGGCCGCCAUGCUCGCCGCGUGCGCCGGCAACCCUGCUGUGGUGCGGCUCAGGGAGGUGGCUCGCGGAUCGGAUCUGCACGAGCUCCACCUCGUCAUGGACUACGUCGGCCGGAGCCUCGCCGACGUCAUCAGGUCGCGUCGCCGCCGCGGACAGUGCUCCUUCUCUGAAUCGGAGGCGCGCGGCGCCAUGGCGCAGCUGCUGGCCGGCGCUGCGACGAUGCACGCGCACGGCGUCAUCCACCGCGACCUGAAGCCUGGAAAUGUGCUCGUCAGCGAGAAGGACGGGCGGCUCAAGAUCUGCGACCUGGGACUCGCGAAGUCCGUCGUCGCGCCGCCCACGGACAUGGAUCUCGAAGGCACGCUCGGCUACAUGGCGCCGGAGCUGCUCCUGUGCCAGAAGGACUGCGGCGCGCCCGUUGACAUGUGGGCGCUAGGAUGCAUUAUGGCAGAGAUCGUUGUUGGAGAACCACUCUUCACGGAGGAAGACUUAUGCCAGCAAUUGAUCAGCAUACUUCACCUCCUCGGGAUUGCUGACGACAUCUCGCUAAUGCCACUGGGUGUCUCACCACCAAGCAAACUACGCGAGAGGGUGCCGGAGGAGGAGCUGUCACCGGAGGGAUUCGACGUCCUGCAAGGCCUACUGGAGUACAACCCCAAGGACAGGCUCACCGCCGAUGCCGCGCUUAAAAAGCUAUGGUUUGCAGCUAAGGAUAAUUGA